UGCUGUUCUCAGUCGCACUGCACACAGCCAGUGUACAGCAUCUUCAGCAGCCUGCCUCUCACGCUCUCCAUUCAGCUCCCUGCUCCACACACUGAGAGAGCCAGCCGACCAGCAGCCUCCUCACUGAGCUCCAUCUGCACGGAACGCAAAGUCGGGACGAACGGAGAGCUGCAGACGGGAUGUACUUCCAGGGGACAAAUAUGUCUGUGCGGCACCCUGCGUGUCUCCUCCUGUUUCUGCUGAGUGCCAGUGGCGGGGGCCUCUCUUCCCCGCUCACUCCGGAGCUCCCGGCUCCCGAGGCGGACGCAGUUGCCCCGGCCGAAGCUGACCCCACCCAGGCCACUCCCCUCCCUGACCCCUGCGAGGGACGGCCCUGCCUGAACGGGGGAGCCUGCUUGGCCAAGCCCUCUGACCCGGAGGCAGAAGACCCUCUGCCGAAGUCCUGGGCUUACAGCUGCACCUGCACCUCUGGAUUCACUGGACACAACUGUGAGUUCUUCACAGACCCCUGUGCCAGCAGCCCCUGUCUCCAUGGCAACUGCAGCGGCAGCGGCGAGGGCGAGGCGUACACCUGCGAGUGUGCCGAGGGCUACGACGGGGAGAGGUGUGAGCGCGCCACGUUGGGAGCCUCGGACCAGUUGCCUCUCUCCAGCUGGGAACCCGCCAAACUCCCCGCCCCCCAACAGGCCACCCCGGCCACGCCCACAACCGCCACUCAGCCGCCCACGUCAACCGCGGUGCCCUCCACCACGCUGGCCCCUCCCACACUGCAGCCGUGGCAGCCCAAGGCCGGACAGAGGCUCCUGGCGGUGCCGUGGGAGAAAGAACAGGUGACAGAGGGACUGCGCUGUGAGAGUCCUGAACUGUGUGAGCUGACCUCUGGAACUCUGACCUUAUCAUUAGAGGUGCCUGAGGAGACUGCCAUCAAGGUGUUGGUGAACGUAAGCGGUGCUCCAGUACUUUGGCGUGUUGGAGAGGACAGUUUCCAGCAGGCCUCCGUGGUGGAUGGGACCAUCCUGUGUUUCCAGCAGGCCUCCAAUGGGCUGGUGAUCCCUGACCACUCCCUCACCCUGGGACACAACUACUUCAUCAGUGUGCUGCGUCUGGGCUCCCCGACCGUCUCCGAAGUCACACUGCGUCUCAACUUGACAGUGAAGGCCAGCAGCUGUGUCGAGCCUGGCAGUCGCUUCAGCGACCCACAAUGCUCUGGGAAGGGAAAGUGCAUCACCCAACCCUCUGUGAGCACAUUCUUCUGUGAGUGUGAGGAGGGUUACUCUGGGAUCUUCUGUGAGGAGUUUGAUGCCUGCCACCUGAGGCCUUGCCAGAACUACGCCAUCUGUAGUGACCUGAGGCAGGGCGGUGAGGGACGGAACUUCACCUGUAUCUGCCCUCCAGGGUACGAGGGUGACCUUUGCCAGUUGCUCGUGGACCAUUGCCUGUCGCAACCCUGCAGAAACGGCGCUACCUGCUCCAGCAGCUUGGCCGGACCCAGGUGCUACUGCCCUGAGGGGUAUCAGGGCGCUAUGUGUGAACAGAGGGUGGACCCGUGCGCCUCAAGCCCAUGUCACAACAACGGGAGCUGCUACCCCCAGGGUCCCGGCCUGGGCUUCGGCUGCAGCUGUUCGGCUGGUUUUACCGGCCCGACAUGUGCCCAGCUCGUAGACUUCUGCGCCCUCAACCCCUGUGCCCAUGGGAUCUGCCGCAGUGUGGCUACCAGCUACAGGUGUCUGUGCGUCCCAGGUUACCACGGUCUGUAUUGUGAGGAGGAAUACAACGAAUGUCUGUCAGCCCCCUGUCAGAACUACGCUACCUGCAGAGACCUCAUCAAUGCUUAUGAGUGUGUCUGCACUCACCAGUAUGAAGGCAGACACUGUGAGGUCUACAGGGAUCCCUGUCAGAAGGUUCACUGUCAGAACGGGGGACGCUGUGAGAGUUCAGGACUUAACGCCUCCUGUGUCUGCCCACCUGGUUACCUGGGGCAGGGCUGUGAGCUGGACGUCAACGAGUGCGAGAGCAGCCCCUGUCAUCACGGAGGUACCUGCCUCGACCAAUCGAACGGCUACACCUGCCACUGUCCACCAGGCUGGGUCGGGGCGAGCUGUGAGAUACACUUGCAGUGGAAACCGGCCCACCCCGAGGACACUUUGACCAACAUGCCGCGCCACUCCCUCUACAUCAUCAUCGGUGCGCUGUGCGUGGCCUUCGUCCUCAUGCUCAUCAUCCUCAUCGUGGGCAUCUGCCGCAUCAGCCGCAUCGAGUACCAGGGCUCGUCCCGCCACGCGUACCAGGAGUUCUACAACUGCCGCAGCAUCGACAGCGAGUUCAGCAACGCCAUCGCCUCCAUCCGCCACGCCAGAUUUGGGAAGAAGUCCCGACCUGCCAUGUACGACGCCACACCCAUCACCUACGAGGACUACAGUCCCGACGACAAGCCUCUGGUCACUCUGAUCAAAACGAAAGAUUUGUAGAAAUGACAGCAGCAACACGCCCACCAAAACACAACGUCAUCAGGCAUCACCUCUUCACACUUACUGUACAGUAACUACACAUGUACGGAUGUGCACCUCUUCACACUUACUGUACAGUAACUACACAUGUACGGAUGUGCACCUCUUCACACUUACUGUACAGUAACUACACAUGUACGGAUGUGCACCUCUUCACACUUACUGUACAGUAACUACACAUGUACGGAUGUGCACCUCUUCACACAUACAGCAGCUUCAUUCAGUGCAAACCAUUCAGUAUUUCUCUAGACAAAAAUAAACUAAAAAAAUAAAGAAUUGUUCUGCAACUGUUUCAAUAUCCAUAAAGCUACAAUAGCAUACAAGCAUAUUUUGUAUUAUUUUAAUAGGUGUUGGGUGACCAAAUGUCAAUGGCUUCUGCUUUCCAGUAGAAUGUGACUACAUUACCCACAAUUCCAUUGGGGGUCCUAGAGGGGGGCAGGUCAUGAAAACCCUCUCCUAACCCGUGAGCUCAGUGUAGAUUCCGCAGAGGCUACUGAUAGCUGUCCUUACAGGUUUUUGUAGAAAUAGGUGCACUUGUCAUAAUGCAGUAUGAUAUAUACACACACAUAUCUUUCUAUAUUCUGCAGUAGGUUGCCUCACUUGAUGCAUGGGUAGAUCUGAAGGUUUCUGCAUUAUUUUGAAACCCUCCGUACAUUGCUGUUGAUUUAGUGUAUCUUUGCCAAAAAUCUUUUUUCAGGCAACAUUAUGUGGUGGUGGACCGAGACAGGAGAGAUGCAUAUGCAUAGAACAGAUGUAUGAAACUGGUAAAACAGUGCUUCUUUAAAAAAAAAAAAAAGUUUAUUGGUUGUCAUGUUUUUGUCAUUUACAUGCAAGUUCAGUACAAAUAAAGUAUGAGUAGUAAUCGUAUUCACAGUGUUUUAGGGUUUUCCUAUGAGGACGGUGUAUUUUUUUUGCAGGAGUAGCCUAUGGGUGGGCGACUGACAUGUUGGGUGGGAGGGUCUAGUAUGGGAGAUUGACAGGUGGGGGUCAGCUAGUGUCUGCUCCUGUAAUACUGUAUAAUGCUUCUGUGUCCCAGGUACAGGUUUGUCUGUGUGUGGUUGUAUUGUUCCCGUCUGGGGUCAACCUCUGGGUGCAUUUGUUUGAACCUUGCUUAGGGCACCUGAUGGGUGGCCCAUUUUAGACCAUUCUAUUGGUCCUUUAAAUGUCUGCCCAGCAAGGAAACCAGGCAGGCUAAAAACAAAUGCACCCCCCCCCAUUUCCUUUUUGGGGGCCUGACUUGACUUGCCUAGGGUCAUCCUCCUUUUUUUUUUGAAGAGAAGAAUCACAUAUUAUCUAUCUCUAAUGCUGUAACAAUAAAGAUUUAAGUGAAAACAAACCAGA
This is a messenger RNA of Esox lucius (northern pike), 3848 nucleotides long. It is a transcript of the gene dner, whose product is annotated as delta/notch-like EGF repeat containing. Gene Ontology annotation, molecular function: calcium ion binding. Lineage: Eukaryota; Metazoa; Chordata; Actinopteri; Esociformes; Esocidae. The record is from RefSeq and is a predicted model, not a curated record. The transcript has 13 exons. Bases 180 to 2468 code for a protein of 762 amino acids.